CAAUAAAUGGGUAAAGACGUAACGCUGCAUAAUCUGCCUUCAAAACACAAUCUUCGUCUCGAUUCUUGCACAAAUCUUCAUUUAGUGCAGCUCUGGAUUGCUAAGAAUGUGCAUUCAAAACGUAAACAAAUCCAUUCAUUCAUUACUCGCAGGGGAUUUGCAUUCGCCACAAGCACUUUUAUCCAAAAUACGCUUAUCAACAUGUAUGUCAAUUGUGGUAGUUUGAUGGCAGCUCGCAAAGUUUUCGACGACAUGAGAGGAGAAGAACGAGACAGCUUCUCAUGGAAUGUGAUGAUUGCAGCGUACCGAAGAGAUGGAGAUCCUCAGGAAGCAUUGACAUUGUUUCACCAUAUGCAAUUAACACCUGUUUCACCCGAUCAGAUCACCUUUGCCACCAUUCUCCCAGCCUGUGCCAAAAUAAGAGCUUUGGAAUUGGGUAUUCACAUCCAUCAAAGCAUCGUCCAAAGGGGAUUUCUUUCUGAUGUUGUGGUGGCCAACGCUCUGCUAGACAUGUACUCAAAAUGUGGGAACAUAUCUAAAGCUCGUGAACUGUUUGACAAAAUGCCUCAACGAGAUGUUAUUUCGUGGAAUGUGAUGAUUGCAGGGUAUGCACAAAAUAAUGUUCUUGAUGAGGCUUCAAGGCUUUUCAGAGAAAUGCCUCGACCAGAUGUCGUCUCGUGGAAUGCCAUGCUUGCGGGGUAUGCACAAAAUGGAUUUUUUGAAAAUGCCUUUGCCAUAUUUAGGCAAAUGCAAUCGACAGGUUUCAAGCCAAACUCCACAACCUUUGCGAGCAUCCUCUCAGCCUGUGCGAAAGUGGGAGCUUUGGAACAGGGUAUGGACGUUCAUCAAAGUAUAAUCGAAAGUGGAUUGUUGUCAGAUGUCUUAGUGGUGAAUGCUCUGAUAGACAUGUAUGCAAAAUGUGGAGAUAUAUGCAAAGCACGUGAACUGUUUGACAAAAUGCCUCAACGAGAUGUGGUCUCAAUGACUGCAAUAAUUACUGGAUUUACGCAUAAUGGGUUUGUUGAAGAGGCCUUGGAAACUUUUAAGCAAAUUCACUUGACAGGAGUAAAGCCAAACUCUACAACCUUUGCCAGCAUUCUCUCAGCCUGUGCAAAAAUGGGAGCUUUGGAACAGGGUAUGAGUAUCCAUCAAAGACUAAUUGAAAGCGUAUCUUUGUCUGAUAUUGUAGUCACAAAUGCACUGGUAGACAUGUAUGCAAAAUGUGGAAGCAUACGCAAGGCAUGUGAACUGUUUGGCAGAAUUUCUCAAAGAGAUGUGGUCUCAUGGAACGUGAUGACUGCAGGUUAUGCACAAAAUGGGUUUGUUGAGAAAGCUUUAGAGAGUUUUAAGCAAAUGCAAAUGUCAGAAAUAAAGGCAAACUCUACAACCUUUGCUGGCAUUCUCACAGCCUGUGCCAAAAUGGGAGCUUUGGAACAGGGUAUGGACAUCCAUCAAAGCAUAAUUGAAAGCGGUUUUAUGUGUGAUGCUGUAGUUGUUAAUGCACUGGUAGACAUGUAUUCAAAAUGUGAAAGCAUACCAAAGGCACGCAAACUGUUCGACAAGAUGUCUCAACGAGAUCUGGCCUCAUGGAAUGCGAUGAUUAUGGGAUAUACACAAAAUGGGCUUGUUGAAAAGGCCUUGGAAACUUUUAAGCAAAUGCAAUUAGAUGGUAUAAUGCCAAAUUCCGCAACCUUUGCCACCAUUCUCCCAGCGUGUGCCAAAGUGGGAGCUUUGGAACAGGGUAUGGAUAUCCAUCAAUGUAUAAUAGAGUGUGGAUUGUUGUCAGAUGUUGUAGUUGCAAGUGCCUUGGUAGACAUGUAUGCAAAAUGUGGAAGCAUACACAUGGCACGCAAACUGUUUGACAAAAUGGCUCACCAAGAUGUGGUUUCGUGGACUUCAAUGAUUGCAGGAUAUGCACAAAAUGGUUUUUGCCAGGAUGCUCUCAUACUCUUUGAUUCAAUGAAGUGUUCUGGAUGCUAUCCUAACCAUGUAAGCUUCACUUGUGUUUUAUUUGCAUGCAGCCAUGCAGGUUUAGUGGAUGAGGGCUGUAGAUAUUUCAAUGAUAUGAGUGAAUCUUACUGCAUUAUGCCUGGAAUUGAUCAUUACGUGUGCAUGGUUGAUCUUGUUGGCCGUGCUGGCUAUCUUGAGGAAACCCUAAACUUUAUCAUCAAAAUGCCAAUUAAACCUCCCGGUGUUGUGUGGAUGUCUUUGCUUGGUGCCUGUAGAUCACAUAAGAAAAUAGGUUUAGGACUAUUUACAACAAAUAUCCUUGUUGAGUUAGAUCCUAAAAAUGCAGCGACUUAUGUUCAUCUGUCAAACAUCUAUGCAGAUGUGGGUAGGUGGGGUGAGGUUCAUAAAGUUAGGAGAUUGAUGGAACACACGGGAACUAAAAAGACACCUGGGUGUAGUUGGAUAGAAGUCCAUAAAGUGGUGCAUGCCUUUUGUGUAGGAGACAGGUCACACCCACAGACACAAGAGAUCUAUGCAAAAUUGGAGAAAUUGUCUCGGGAGAUGAAGGCAGCGGGAUAUUUUCCAGAUUCAAGUCGUGCACUGAAUGAUGUAGAAGAGGAGGAAAAAGAACUAUUUAUCUGCCACCACAGCGAGAAGUUGGCAAUUGCAUUUGGAUUAUUAUUCGCUGCUCCUGGAACAACUAUAAGAGUCUUUAAGAACCUUCGAGUAUGUGCUGACUGCCACACCGCAACCAAGUUUAUUUCCAAGAUUGUUGCAAGACAAAUUGUUGUGAGAGAUGUAAGCCGAUUCCAUCAUUUCAAACAAGGAAAAUGCUCUUGUGGAGAUUAUUGGUGAUGCGAAGUAGGGUAAGCUGCAAGCAUAGGCUUGCACUGUAAGAAGUUUCUAGUUUCAGAUUUGCAGUGAUAAAAAGGAGUCAAGGUUUAUUUUCAGUUUCUACAAGUGUUUCUUGUAGGCAUUUAGAGAUGGACACCAAACCACUGACUUCAUAAAAUCAGAUGUACAGUUAUGCAAUGGGUAUCAAUGCCUAUAUACACUAAUGGGAUAUUUAUUAAAGUCCUAUUUUAUCAUACAAUACAGAUGUCGUGCCAGCAGGAACUGUGAGAGAAAAGCCUCAAUUAAUGUCAUGCUGGGAAAUGAGGGA
This is a messenger RNA of Cryptomeria japonica (Japanese cedar), 3112 nucleotides long. RefSeq names its product pentatricopeptide repeat-containing protein At3g26782, mitochondrial. NCBI's taxonomy places the organism in Eukaryota, Viridiplantae, Streptophyta, Pinopsida, Cupressales, Cupressaceae. The transcript has a single exon. Gene Ontology annotation, molecular function: protein binding; zinc ion binding; RNA binding. Gene Ontology annotation, biological process: RNA modification. The coding region runs from base 7 to 2805 and encodes 932 amino acids. The record is from RefSeq and is a predicted model, not a curated record.